This is a messenger RNA of Venustampulla echinocandica, 3237 nucleotides long. RefSeq lists its product as uncharacterized. Bases 1 to 3237 code for a protein of 1078 amino acids. The record is from RefSeq and is a predicted model, not a curated record. Gene Ontology annotation, biological process: lipid metabolic process. Lineage: Eukaryota; Fungi; Ascomycota; Leotiomycetes; Helotiales; Pleuroascaceae. The transcript is spliced from 6 exons. Gene Ontology annotation, molecular function: ADP binding; protein binding.
AUGUCUGCCGACGGUGGAGAACCAAAUCCUCUCAACAGCACAGGGCUAUGCUUGCUGUCUCUCGACGGCGGCGGCGUGCGUGGACUCUCAACACUCUACAUCUUGAAGAGCAUCAUGGAUCGGCUGAACUACGAACGCAAGUGCACUGCCAAUCUUCCACCAGCGAAGCCAUGCGAAGUAUUCGACCUUAUUGGAGGGACGAGCACUGGCGGCCUGAUUGCCAUCAUGCUUGGGCGACUCGAAAUGGACGUGGACGAGUGUAUUGCGGCGUACAGUGAUCUUGCAGAAGCUGUAUUCCACCAGAAGAAGAGCCGUUUACCUUUCAAUUUGAAGGGCAAAGUCCAGGCAAAAUUUGACUCCGCGAAACUCGAAAAAGCAGUCCGAGAGACGAUCAAAAACAAGAGUAUCUCCGGAACAGAGUUGUUUGAUAACGGGACUGAGCGAGGGUGUAGAACCUUUGUUUGUACUAUCGACCAAGACACUAAAAGUAUCGUCCGCCUACGAAGCUACACCCUACCCGAAGAGUCGAGUAUCCCAGCUACUAUAUGCCAAGCUGCGCUUGCGACAUCUGCUGCUACUACAUUUUUUGAACCCGUCCGUAUCGGAAAUCGAAUAUUUGCCGAUGGUGGGCUGGGUGCAAAUAAUCCGGUUGACGAGGUGGAAUGCGAAGCGAUGAACAUCUGGUGCUCAGAAUCUGCAGAUUUGAAGCCUUUGGUGAAGUGUUUUCUUUCGAUUGGCACAGGAAAUCCAGGGAUUCAAGCCUUUGAGGAGAGCAUCGUCAAGUUUCUUGGUCAGACUGUGGUUGACAUUGCGACUGGAACAGAAGAGACGGAGAAGAGGUUCAUAGCUAAGUGGCGAAAGCACUAUGAUGAGAACCGGUACUUCCGAUUUAACGUCGACCAGGGUCUGCAGACUAUUGGGCUUGACGAGUAUAAGAAGCAAGGUGCGAUGGAGGCCGCAACAGACCGGUAUCUAAUAAAUCAAGCACAGAAGAACCGUAUUCGGGAUUGUAUCCGGAACCUGAGUCUAAAGCAAAAGAAGUCUGAUACUUCUUUUGCUGGCUCUGUGAAUGCAUAUAUCGAACGCAAGAUAAUUGCAGCUACAAUUUCUAGUCACCGUCGAUUUAUGUAUCCUGCACUUGAGGUUCAUCACUAUAUUAUCCGCAACGGUCCUAUAGAGGCUAUCCAUCAGCAUUUCCAGACGCCACUAGAUAAACCCACGCCAACAGUCUUUGUGUUACUUGGUAUGGGCGGGUGUGGCAAAUCCCAACUUGCUCUUGAAUAUUGUCGGCAAGGAGAAAACAAGAAAUUGUUUUCUGCGGUGUUCUGGCUAGAUGCAAGCUCUCCAACAAGCAUAGCACAGUCUUUUGCCGACAUUGCGCAUGAACUGUUAAAGCCGAAUUUUGAUAUCGCAGACGAGAAAGGAAAUAUUCAAUUUGUUCUUAGACAAAUAAAGGCAUGGCAAUUCCGCUGGCUGCUCGUCUUUGAUAAUUUCGACGAUCCAAGCGCGUUUGGCGAUAGGAGUAUAAGGCAGUACUUCCCACAGAGUGGCUACGGUUCUAUACUUUUCACGUCUCGCCAUGCAGUGGCAAAGAACUUGGGCUCCUAUAUCGAGGUGACAAACAUGUCGGACGAUGAGGCACUGCAGCUGCUGCUCAAGAGAAGUCAGGUUGAUAGAACCGAUAGAAACAUACAAGAGGGGGAAGUUAUUGUCAAGCGACUUGGAUAUCAUGCACUCGCUAUUGACCAGGCUGGCGCUUAUAUCCUAGCACGCAGUCUCGACCUUGAUCUCUAUCUGACACAUUAUUCCGAGCGCAAGGAAAAGGUACUCAAUGAGGUGCCUGCAUUAUGGGAUUACCGCCGAAAAUUGAAGACAGAUCCUGAUGUCGAAACUAAGCUUACAGUGUUCACCACCUGGGAAUUGUCCCUUGAGUUGAUCAACGGAAUUCCAACGACACAAAAAGAUAAGGUCCACCUCCUGACCAUUGCCGCAUUUCUUGAUAGCAAAGAAGUCUCUGACGAUCUCUUCGGUUGCUACGGCUCUAGAAAUGUCGAUUGGAUGGCAUCUUGUAUGAGGGAUGGCGCUUGGGAUAAGUACGCGGUUCAAGACAUACUGAAAGAGCUUCAAAAUCUCUCGCUACUCCAGAGCUUGUACAUUGGGAGAAUGGAAACGAAGUUCUCGUUGCAUCCAAUGAUUCAAGAUUGGGUAAAGCUGCGAGUGAAUUCGGACGCUAGGUUGAAGUUUGCCUUAGAGGCGAUUCUGAUUCUUUCAACCUUUUUUGCAAUCCAUGACGUUAAUGAUUUAGCAUUUACCACGAAGCAAGCUUUGCUAUCUCACUUAGAAGUAGUACUUCAAAAUGAGAAUGAUUAUAAGAUCCUCCAAAGUAACCUCGAAGAGCCUAAGCUUCUAGAUGCUGCUGCCGUUUUUGGAUCAUUCUUUAACAGUCAGGGUCGAUAUAAGUUGUCUAAACAAAUGAAUUUACACGCGCUGAAAGGAAGGUCCUUGGUCCUUGGCCAAGACCACCCGGACACCUUGACUAGCAUGAACAACCUCGCUUUCCUGCUAAAGCGUCAAGGGAACUAUAGCGAAGCGGAGCCGAUCUACCGCCAGACGCUCGAGCUUUCAGAGAAAGUCCUUGGCCAAGAGCACCCAGAUACUUUGAUUAGUAUGAACAACCUCGCUUGCUUGCUAAAACAGCAAGGGAAUUAUAACGAAGCGGAGCCGAUCUACCGCCAGACGUUCGAGCUUUCAGAGAAGGUCCUUGGCCUAGAGCACCCGGACACUUUGAUUAAGCCGAUUUACCGCCAGACGCUCGAGCUUUCAAAGAAAGUCCUUGGCCUAGAGCACCCAGAUACUUUGAUUAGCAUGAACAACCUCGCUUUCCUACUAGAGUGUCAAGGGAACUAUAGCGAAACAGAACCGAUUUACCGCGAAACGCUCGAGCUUUUAAAGAAAGUCCUUGGCCAAGAGCACCCAGAUACUUUGACUAGUAUGAACAACCUCGCUUGCUUGCUAAAACAGCAAGGGAACUAUAGCGAGGCGGAGCUGAUCUACCGCCAGACGCUCGCGCUUCGGCAGAAGGUCCUUGGCCAAGAGCACCCAGAUACUUUGAUUAGUAUGAACAACCUCGCUCUCCUAGAGAAGGUCCUUAGCCAAGAGCACCCGGACACCCUGUCUAGCAUGAACAACCUCGCUAGCAUAUUAGAGAGCCAAGAGAAUACUAGUAGAGUACAGUAG